Messenger RNA from Leguminivora glycinivorella, 4484 nucleotides. RefSeq names its product brain-specific angiogenesis inhibitor 1-associated protein 2 (gene IRSp53). Gene Ontology annotation, cellular component: cytosol; nucleoplasm. Gene Ontology annotation, biological process: plasma membrane organization; positive regulation of actin filament polymerization; actin crosslink formation. Lineage: Eukaryota; Metazoa; Arthropoda; Insecta; Lepidoptera; Tortricidae. The coding region runs from base 503 to 4057 and encodes 1184 amino acids. Gene Ontology annotation, molecular function: protein binding. The transcript is spliced from 17 exons. The record is from RefSeq and is a predicted model, not a curated record.
AGUCGGUGUUCAGCGUUCGGGCGCGGCAGCGGGGUGGCUCGCUCGUCGGCGGAAGUUUGCCGGAGAUCGCGCGUUUUCCAUUUCUCUACUAUCCUUCGUCGUGACUCGAAAGUGAAACUGUUUGACGUGAUUAUUGUGUUGAACUCGUGGAUUCUGUGGACUUGAAAGUGUUUCAUUGAAAACUUUUCGGACUCGAUAUCAGCGUGGUUUUGCAUAAAAACUGCGUCUUGAUUAUUGAAUCCAACAACAUCAGCAGCGGCACUAUAAAAACGGUAUUUCAUCCUUGCAUGUGUGUAAGGAGUGAGAAUGCCGCAUAGUGCAUAGUACUCUGGUGUAAUAUUUCAACAGUAACUGAUGUUUUUCUAGAUGCUAAAAGUCUUCGAAAGUGUUUAAGUGAGGAACAGUGAUGAAAUGUGAAUUCAGUGCAAGUGAUAAAGUCUAUAUUUGUGUGAACGUAAUGUUUGUGUAACUGUCGAUUGAGAUUGGUAUUGAAUCGACCAACAUGGAGACCGAAGAACUUACGAAACUUGUGGACGGGAUCUAUAAGAACAUUUUGGACAAAUUCAAUCCUGGGGCCCGGCAGAUGAUAACGGCUGGAAAGGCUUAUUUGAAAGCCUUACAUGGAGCUGCUGCCGCUUCCCGUUUGUAUGUGGACGCAGUGGGAAAGCUGGGUCGUCAGGCCCAGCAGGGGACAUGGGGAGGAUGCGCAGACAUAGGGACCGCCUUAAUGAAAGUCGUGGAAGUCUACCGAGAAAUACAAGACCAGCAGAUGAAUAUCUUGAAGGCGUUCUACGUGGAUCUCCUGGUUCCCUUGGAGACAAAUCUGGAGAAGGACACGAAAGUAGUACAGUCGGAACAGAAGCGAUUCCUGCAACAACAUAAACUGCGAUCUGAGAGCUACAGCAAGGCCGCAGCGACUAUCAAGAAGCAAAGGAAAAAGAAGACUAAUGUUACCAAGGUUGGCUCUGCGAUGGACAAGGAAAUGAAGAACAUGCAAAUUUUGGAAGAAGAGAAAACUAAACUGGAUGCAUUUUGUGAACAAAGCCUGAAAAAUGCAAUGACCCAAGAACGCCGCCGCUACGGCUUUGUUCUGGAGCGACAGUGCUCCCUUGCGAAGCACUGGCUGGCUUACCACUCUUCGGGAGCCGCAGCGUAUACCACAGGCCUGGAGGAAUGGCUUGAAGUAUCUCGGACCAGGGAAUAUCUGCCGCCUAAUGUUGAAGCUAUGUUCGUGAGCAGAAUGAGGCAAGUCUCCUUCUGGGCCGACGAAGAAGUAUACGCCAGUCCCCGCGCUGGAGAUGACGACGACCGCGCCUCCGUCGGUUCAGCUCUGAGGAAGACCAGAUCUGUUGACGCUUCCUGCCUCGAUGUGAGGUCUAUUGCGGACCUGGGUUCGCCGGCACAGGGUCUGUCCAGGGCCAAGUCUGACUUCAAUCUGCAAGCAAGCUUACACACUGGUGAACAAGACGUCGAUUCCCGUCCAGCAACACGUCCAUCAUCACUAGCGCCCCCACCCUGCUCGACCCGGGAACCACCGCUAGCGCGAGCUCUUUACGCCUACGCGGCCGCCGGCGACAACCAGCUCAGCUUCCAGCAAGGAGAUGUGCUGGCUCUGCUAGGAGAACGGACUAAAGGGUGGCAGUAUGGCGAGAACAUGCGCACUCACCAUGCCGGCUGGUUCCCAUUGGCGUACACUGAGCCGAUACCUGAUAAUGAUAUUAGCUCCCCGGCCCGCUGGAGCUGCGCUCAGACACCGAGCGAAGCGCCACCACCAGCUCCGGUCUCGCAUACGACGCCGAGCACGCACCAGCACCCUCCAACACGCAUGUUCGGGGACACCGUGACCGCUCAUCACGUUAACAAGGGUCGCCUUGGCAACGGUUCACCUGGCCUGCCGCCCACCCUGCCGGCUCCAUCGCCGAGCGCGCUCAGCUCAUCAGCCAGUGCCACGUUCCAUUCGUCCACCCCCGCCGCUGUCGCUACUAGCGCUAUCAAGAACUCGACUUCGGCCGCCAGCUUCACGACGCAUGCUGUUAUUGAAACUAGGACUUUUGGUCCGCAGACGCUACCCUUGCGUUCUCAGAUGGCUCAAAACAAAGCUGGCCCGGCAAAAACAGCCGUGUCUGCCGUCGGAGCUGUGGGCAACGUUUCACUUCAUAGCUCUAACGACUCCGGAUUCUCCAACGAGCCCCCGCCUCAACCAGAUGUGGAUUACAGUGAUGAAGAAGCUCAACGCUUGCGAGUGCCCAUCAGUAAAUCUGCUCAACAAUCGAACGAUCAUAAAGCGUACCUGCUCAAAACCCAAAGCUUAAAACGUGGGCCAAAACCGAACAACGCAAAUGGCUACUUGACGGAUGAUCAGCAACUAAUGCUACGAAACAUGCUGGAAAUGGAUAAAGAUUCACAGAGAGUGAAACGCACCAAGUCAUUCUGGAAAUUUGGUCGGACAACGAACGAAGAGAUCAUGGAAGGUAUGUCGCUAUGGCAGCAUCGUGACAUAGUCGAUACUGUACCAGAAUAUAAGAAGAAACUUUUUGUUAAAAUUAAGAAAGAUUUGAGACCCGCUCCUGAGAUUCCGGAGACAAGGAACCAAACGAGUCCAGAAAAUACACCACCAAUUGAGAAUGGGCAGUCCAGACCGAAAGAAACAAUUGACAGAAAAGAUGUAAAGGUUACCAAUGGCAUUCGUCAAGCAAAAAGUUUGGGGUCGAUUGAAAAUGAGGAACGAGCUGAGAAAAUCAGAAAGAGCGAAAUCUACCAUCAGAAUCAAUCCUUAAAUAAAAAGACGUCAUCAGAGAAAGUCAUCGCUGAAGAGAAAAUGGAAGAAAUAGUACCCCGUAAUGAGUCCCGACAUUCUGAUUUAACAAAUACCAGUACGAUAAAAACCAAUUUUGAGAACAGUUUCUACAACGAUGAAAAUGGAGAAGGUUUUGUAAUGAAAACUGUUAAACGACGUGAAAUACUGCAGAGAUACGAUAAUGACAGCGGUUCUGAUGUUAAUUCUGUAGCCUCCAGUACCGACCCCUAUGACUGCAUCAUAGUGGACGAUCAUAUGACAUCUAGAAAACAACAAGAACUUGAUAAACGUAGACAGGCACAAGUUAUGGAAGAUGAUAUCAAGAAGAGGAAAGAAAACGCAUACAUGCCUGAAUUUGAAGAAAUCGAAGUUACCCCUAUAAAACCACACGUCCGUGCAACGAUGUCUUCUGAUAAAGCCAAACGAUCAUCACAUGAGCACUCUCCACCUAAAACUAUGGAGUUCAAAACUUUCAAAGACAAUUCAAAAGAUGUAAAGACAUUUUCUGCAUCUUCAGAGACCUUGAAGUACAAAGAUAAUGAACCUCUUACUGACCGUUACGGCAUUCCCACUGAACGCAAUAACAAUGAUAUAAGAAAUGAAAGUGCGUACAACGGACGUGACGAAGGAACACUAAAAUAUAACAAAAAGCGUUCCAGCAAAGAGGAAAAAAUGAGACAACCACAGAAUUACGACAAUAGUCAUCACAAUAAAAAGGAAUACCCACAAGCUGAAAUCAGAACCACGAAGAAAGAUAUGCGAUCUUAUGAAAGCAGAGAACCACGAAUCGAUUAUUCGUUAGACAGACGUGCAGUAAGAAAGGACUUUACAAAUCCUAGAGACAAUCGAGACCCGAGAAGCAAAACUAGGAGUCAGAGAAGCUACGAUGACAGUUCACUGCAGUAUAAUGGACGCACUGACAGAUAUUACGAGUCAAACAUAUCGUAUUUCAGUGACCAAGAGAGACGUGUCUCGCGGUACGAUUACGAGACAGAUUCUAAGAAAGCAGAGAAGACAAAAAUGAGGCAAGAAGAAGCUAGGUUAGAAGCUAGGAGGAUAAUGGACAGGCGUACUGAAGGGCCGUACAGUGAGUCUGAUGAUCAAAAGUUCAAUGAGGCAUUGAAGCAACAACGGCCACAAUUGCUGCCUCGUACUAAAUUGCUCAAGAGAUCCGUAGAAGGAAGCGAAUUACCAGAAGAAGGACAUACUUUCGGCCCGUGGUAUGACUUGUGGGGUCGCGAGACCAGCGUCUACAAGUAGACACAGGUUUUUGUUAUGUUUUUGUUAUUAUCGCUCUAAAUUUUAUGUUGAUAUAAUUUUGUAGUUUGUAAACCUUGUAUUCUGUGUAUCGCCUUAUGCAACAUCGAUAUUCUCACAAUUACUUAAGGCCAUAUUAGUGUAUAAAUUAAUAUAUAUGAUAUACUUUCUUAUGUUAAAUGUAACCAUACAAGAUUUACCAUACAGUUAGAGUAAGGUAUACUUUUUGUGCAGGCCUCAACAAUUUGCGACUGUGAAGUUAAGGAAAGCUCUCACGAACGACCGGUCGUCGCCUGCUAUCGAAUAAUGUUUUAUAAUUAAUUUGGUAAUUAUAUUUGAAAGUGUAAAUUAGACGACUUGUAUUUUGUACAGUUAAAUAUUCAUAGUUUAACAAAGAAUAUAUAUAUCACAAUUUUUACAAUAAUUAAAA